CCAAUUUGGAGGCUCCCGGACCCUGCCAGCUCCUGGGCUCGCAGCGCAGGAACAACCGCAGCAUUGUUUGCUUUUAUAUAACAGCCCGAUCCCCACGAGCCCGGGGAUGCUGCCAAGGCCGUGCCUCGCACGAAAUACAGCCCCCCCCUGUGCUGCCGGGCUCCCGAAUGUGCCGGCCGUGUGCAUCCCCAGCCCCGAGCCACCGGCCAUGCCCACCCUCAGCCUUCAAGGCGGAGGCAGAGGCCAUCGAGAAGGAGCUGCUGGAGGAUUAUCGGUUUGGGCGGCAGCAGCUGAUCGAGAUCUGGGGACACGCCUGUGCCAUGGCCGUGACCAAGGCCUUCCCGCUGCCGUCCCUGCCGCGCAAGCAGCCCACGGUGCUGGUCGUUUGUGGCCCCGCACAGAAUGGGGCCAUUGGCCUGGUGUGCGCCCGGCACCUGCGGAUCUUUGACUAUGAGCCCACCAUCUUCUACCCCAAACGCUCCCCGGACCCCCUGUACCGGGAUUUCACGACACAGUGCGAGAAGAUGGACAUCCCCUUCCUCUCCUACCUCCCCACCGAGGUGCAGCUGAUCAAUGAUGCCUACAACGCCGUGGUGGACGCCGUGCUGGGAGCUGAGGCGGAGGCGACCGAGGGGAGGGAGCCCUGCGCUGCCAUCCUGGCCACCCUGAAGCUCAUCCGCAUCCCCAUCGUCAGCCUGGAUGUGCCCUCAGGUCUGGCACCAUGCUCAGCAUCCCCCCAGGCAGGAUGGAACCCCCCCAGCUCUGUGCUCACCCCAAGAUUGUCACCCAGCCCACUGUGGCAUCACCCUGGGCUCAGCGCCUGGGUGGUGGGGGAGCCCCUGCGGAGCCCUCCCAGGGUGGGGACAGCCCCGGGGACCCCCAGCUUUCCCCCCCCCCAGCCUGGCAGCAUCCCUGCCGGCAGCCCAGGCUGGCAGCCGCUCUCCACGGAUGCGUUCAGGGCAUCCACGAUAAAUAACAAACUCCUUGAACUGAGACAUGAUGUAAUUUGAAAACACCCGGGUGUCUGGUGGCCAGGCCUGGAAUUGCCAUCACACCCCCACACCGCGUGUGCCCCCCCCCCCCCGGCAGGAGCAAACAGGAGCUCUCGGCACGGCUGCUGGUGAAUCCCCACCAAGCAAAACCCCGCACAGUGCCAGGAUGCAGCUGGAGCGGUGCAAGGCAGCGAUGCUGGGGGGACACACACGCACCCCCUCCUCCCUGCGCCCUCCCCUCCUCCACCACCCCAGAGCAUUCUCCACCGGCAAACUGGUGCCCGGCAGCGCUGUGUCCCCUGGGGUGCCCUGAACCCCUCCCCGUGUCUUUUUUGCCA
Falco peregrinus (peregrine falcon) is the source of this 1330-nucleotide messenger RNA. It is a transcript of the gene YJEFN3, whose product is annotated as YjeF N-terminal domain containing 3. The record is from RefSeq and is a predicted model, not a curated record. The coding region runs from base 168 to 1010 and encodes 280 amino acids. Gene Ontology annotation, molecular function: NAD(P)HX epimerase activity. NCBI's taxonomy places the organism in Eukaryota, Metazoa, Chordata, Aves, Falconiformes, Falconidae. Gene Ontology annotation, cellular component: mitochondrion. The transcript is spliced from 5 exons.